AUGUCUUCUGGACACCGCCGUUACUUUUUGGCUGCUGUGGGAGCGGCUUCAUUGGCAGCAUUCUUAUACGUAAUGGAAAGACGUAGGAGACGUGUAGUUCUCCCCAAUCCUAAUAAUCCUAUGACUUUCGGAGCAGCAGUUACACAGUCCUUAGACUCUGUAUCCACACCUACCAAUACUUCAUCUGUUAUCGACAACGGCUCAUCCACUGCCGAUGAAUCUUCCACACCUUCAGAGAACUCUACUAUUAAUUCAGAACCUAUUACUCCGAGUAAAAAACAGAACUCGGUUGAAGAAGUAGUCCAACGCAAAACCGAACGUCCCACGCAAUCUGCUCGAAUGACGUCAGAAUCUGUGAGAGCGAUGUGUUCAGAAGUUUUCCAGGAAGAGGUGUCCAAAGACAAGCAGGUUUGUUGGCCUUGUCUAGAUGUUGUAUCUUGGUCUGACUAUAAUCAAAACCCCUCUUAUGUGGUUGCCGUUUGCUGGUUUAAGUCGGCGAAAUCUCUAUGCGCUCUUUUUAUGUAGGGAACCUGCAUUCGUUGCGAGACCAGGCAGGAGGAUUUAUGAAACAGAUGAAAAGUUAUGUAAUGUUGUGAUUACUAUCCGUAAAUGGCAAUAAACCUUUUUGUUUUCGUUUCGUGAUACUAAGAUUUUUCGUUUGUUACUUUUUAUAUUAUUUGAGACGUUAUCAGAUAAGUAAUUGUUUUUUUUUCAGGCUUCCGAGAUGACAAAGAAGGCGCAAAAGGUACCCUCGGUCUUGGUGGAACAGGUCUCGAAUAAGAUGGAUUGUGUGAAAUUAAAAGAUACGGUAGGUUCAUAAAUUAUUAUUUAAAUUGAAGCUUAGGACCCAAAGAGUUUGGUGGUGAAUACUGAAGAGGGGAAGAAUGCAGGAGAACUCACUCAAUUGCCAGCCGAGACUGAAUAUAAGAACGCUGAAAGUCCCUCCCAAUCGUCGACUAACAGCGAGGGAUCCGCUGACAGUGGGCGAGCUACCGGAGGGCCUAACUGCAGUCCCUUCGAUCAACAUAACAAUGACUACGAAAUCUAUCCAGUCUACGAGUUUGAGGUGCCCAACACACUGGUUGGUCUGAUCAUUGGCGUGCAGGGAAAAACCAUAUCUGUAAGAGCAUAGAAAUUACAUUUACAUAACCGAUUACUCUUGUUUUACAAUUGCCUUUUUAGGAAUUGUGUAAUCGUGCUCAAGUUCGAAUGUUGAUCCGGCCACAUCAUACUAUCUCCAGAAUGGAGACUCACCAGAUCUGCUCCAUCGAAGGGAAGAGACAGAACAUCAACAAAUGUCUCCAUAUGAUAAGAUAUAGAUUCCCUCAGAACCGAUUCCCUGACCUAAAUUUGAAGCCUGUUUUGCCUCCAACCAUAUUGGACGCACCCAAAGUUGUUGGUUCAGAACCCACUGCAGUAAGUUGAAUAAAAUUAGACUGCAGAUUAUACGAGAUCUUAAUAAAAAAGCGUUUUCAGCUAAGCUUACCAGUCGGUGUUCCAUGUGAAGUAUUUGUCUGCUCAAUUGUGGAUGCUGGACACUUUUUCGUUCAACUCCCGACCCAUCCCACUUUCUCGUCUCUCUCCACACUUGACUAUUACACCAUGAAUAUCUACAGUAAUCUUUCCGGCAUUCCAGUUCUUCCAAAGCCCUGUACUCCAGGUGUUGUUUGCAUUGCCCCCACCUGUAGUGGAUGGUUCCGGGCUAUCACUCUGCAUCACAAUGAGAACGAAGACACCGUUUUGGUCAGAUUUGCUGAUUACGGGGGCUUUGCCACCCUUCCGCGGACCGAAUUAAGGCAGAUUAGAUCUGAUCUGACUUCUCUCCCAAUGCAAGCCAUUGAAUGUUAUCUUGCCCAUGUGCAACCAUCUGAUGGGACAGUUCAUUGGAGUCAAGAAGCAGUAGAUCUCUUCACGAAACUCUGCUCCAGCAAGAUCGUUCAUGCUGAAUUAGUUGGUUUUCAUCGAGAAAACAACAUCCCCUACGUCAAACUAUGCACCGUUGAUGAAAAAAAGAAUGUAAGUUUCGUCCGAAUAUCGAUUUGUCUGUAAAGGAAUGAAUUUAUUUGUAACACAUCUUCAGGUUAAACGCGUAGAUCAGGUUCUCCUUGAAUUGGGCUAUGCCAAGCCCGCUGAUCCAGCCAAAAUGAUCGGCGUCCAAUCUAUCACAAGAAACGGACCAGUGGGAAAAACGAAGAAGACAUAUUAA
Bursaphelenchus xylophilus (pine wood nematode) is the source of this 2206-nucleotide messenger RNA. The record is from the annotation of a GenBank genome assembly. NCBI's taxonomy places the organism in Eukaryota, Metazoa, Nematoda, Chromadorea, Rhabditida, Aphelenchoididae.